Molecule: messenger RNA, 597 nt
Organism: Acanthosepion pharaonis
Lineage: Eukaryota; Metazoa; Mollusca; Cephalopoda; Sepiida; Sepiidae
Source: the annotation of a GenBank genome assembly
AUGACUGUCUUACAUGCUGAGUAUUUGACAAUGUUUCGUAUUUCUUUCUUUCUUUUUAUCUAUCUUUCUAUCUGUUUGUCUACCUUUCUGUCUUUCUUUCUUGUAGUUCUGUAUUUCUUUUUCUUUUUAUCUUUCUUUCUAUCUAUCUAUCUUUCUAUCUUCUUUCUUUCUUUCUUUUAUCUAUUUUUCUUUAUAUCUAUCUUUUUAUCUAUCUAUCUUUCUGUCUGUCUACCUUUCUUUCUUUUUUCUGUAGUUCUGUAUUUCUUUCUUUCUUUUUAUCUUUCUUUCUAUCUAUCUUUCUACCUAUCAUUCUGUCUGUCUUCCGUUCUUUCUUUCUAUAGUUUUGUAUUUCUUUCUUUUUAUCUAUGCUUCUUUCUAUCUUUCAAUCUUUCUUUCUGUAGUUCUGCAUUUCUUUCUUUUAUCUAUAUCUAUCUUUCUUUCUUUCUAUCUUUCUUUAUGUCUACCUUUCUUUCUGUCUUUCUUUCUAAUUCUGUCUAUCUCUCUUUCUUUCUUUCUUUCUACCUUUAUUUCUGUCUUUUGUUGUGUCUUUCUUUCUUAUUUCUCUCUAUCUUUCUUGUCUCUGUCUUUUUUCCUUAA